Messenger RNA from Coccomyxa subellipsoidea C-169, 860 nucleotides. RefSeq lists its product as hypothetical. The transcript has a single exon. Lineage: Eukaryota; Viridiplantae; Chlorophyta; Trebouxiophyceae; Coccomyxaceae. Bases 37 to 288 code for a protein of 83 amino acids. The record is from RefSeq and is a predicted model, not a curated record.
GAGUUAUCAGAGUUCUAGCACAGACGGGGAUGUGCAAUGGGUGCCUUUCUUGGCCGAUGUCUGCACAUAGACCGAGUCAAGCCGCCAGUGUUUGACAUUCCCAAAACAAGUAAUCUUGAGGCGCGAUCUGCUCCUGCAACUUGCAAGGUCAGCCUUCAAUUGGAUCGGCCCAUGCUGCAUGGGGCAGCACUGACAGAUUGCACGGAGAAAUGCAAUGCAAUUUGCUGUUACCGCAGUUCCAUACAACUCUUGAACACUUAUGGCACGUUGUUGCGCAAGCGGGGUUAGUUCCAUGGGGGGUUUUUAUUUCCUGUGCCUGUUUCGUGCUCCAAGCUGCUGUCAACGCUUUGCUGUGUACCAACCCCUGCAAUCCCGGGGGUGACUAAACGUAACAACAUAACAUAGGGCCUGCCCCCCUGUACAUUACAUGUGUUUAUUGCCUCCCGCUUUUUCUGCAGCUUAGACUGAUUCUCUGCUGGGCACAACCAAUCCAAAGGCACAUGCAGCCCUUUCCAGCAUUGGGAGAUUGCUGCUGAAAUGCGCCUGCGGAUAUGCAGCUUGAUCGGAUUGCUGCCCCUUGUACAAAGUCAGUCUGGAUGGUUUGCUCGCAGUGCCGUAGCUGUCACUUGCUGAACAGGAAGGUUUGCAGCGCCAUAGAUUUUGAUUGGGAAUUUAUUGAUGCAGCAACAGCGUCCUGCAUGCAUCAAGAUUGAGCCCGCUUCUUACUAAGCCGGUAUAAAGAGCCUCUCCUGUUGGGGCUUCUUCGCAGACUCAUUGGGAGAAUGGCUGAAGCGGCCCUUUGUAGGAUCAAUAAUCUUACCAGAGCAGCUGGGUACUGCCAUGUAAAAAUCUGGCUCUCC